UCGAGGACCCACAGCGGCACCCCGACAUGGGCGCGCGGAAGCCCCCCUGCUCCCGCCCGCUGCUGGGGCUCUGCGCUCUCCUGUCCUUGGCCACAGCUGCCUUCCUGGGGCGCACCCUGCUCCAUCGCUUCGAGGGGGCCCCCCGGGAAUGGCAUGGCUUCUCCCAGGCCUCGGAGGGGACCCGCCCAGGGUGCCCACUCGCCCCGGAGAGCCACGGCCGUCCCAGAGCCGCGCCCACGCGGUGCGAUGUGCCCCCCAACAACCGCUUCGACUGCGCCCCCGAUAAGGGCGUCAGCCGGGAGCAGUGUGAGGCCCGGGGCUGCUGCUACGCGCCCGCCGGGCGUCCGGCCUCCGGGCUGGGGCAGCCCUGGUGCUUCUUCCCGCCCAGCUACCCGAGCUACGCGCUGGGGAACCUGACCGUCACGGAGACGGGCUACACGGCCACCCUGACCCGCGCCGUCCCCACCUUCUUCCCCAAGGACAUCCUGACCUUGCGGCUGGACGUGCUGAUGGAGACCGAGAGCCGGCUGCACUUCACGGUGGGCGGGGCCCGCCGCGGCCCGAGGGCGGUGGGCGCAGGGUCUCGUUCAUCUCAGGGGAGGUUGCUGUGGCCCACGGGACCCCGACUUGAGCAGGAGAGAUGCGGCUGGGCGCCCUGCCCAGCAGCGGCCACCGCCCAGCGCCGCGGGCUUGGGCCUCCCUCCCCCGACCAUCGCUCUGGCCCCCAGGACCCCGCCAUCAGCAGCUCAGGGCCCCCCGGGAGCUACAGGCCGUUCGACGAGGGGCUGCGGAGGGGCGUCUUCAUCACCAACGCCACGGGCCAGCCGCUCAUCGGGAAGGUGUGGCCAGGCCCCUGCGCCUUCCCCGACUUCACCAACCCCGAGGCCCGGGACUGGUGGCAGGACAUGGUGGCCGAGUUCCACGCGCAGGUGCCCUUCGACGGCAUGUGGAUCGACAUGAACGAGCCGUCCAACUUCGUGAAGGGCUCCCUGGACGGCUGCCCCGACAGCGAGCUGGAGCGCCCGCCCUACCUGCCCGGAGUGGCUGGCGGCAGCCUCCAGGCGGCCACCAUCUGCGCCUCCAGCCGCCAGCUGCUCUCCACACACUACAACCUGCACAACCUCUACGGCCUGACGGAAGCCUCCGCCUCCCACAGGGCGCUGGUGAAGGCCCGGGGGACACGCCCCUUCGUGAUCUCUCGCUCAACCUUCGCGGGCCACGGCCGCUGGGGCGGCCACUGGACCGGGGACGUGCGGAGCAGCUGGGAGCAGCUCUCGGACUCCGUGCCAGGUGAGGGUCGGCGGGCGCUGUUCCCUGAGGACACCCGCACCUGGGCGGUGGACCGCCAGCUGCUGUGGGGCGCCGCCCUGCUCGUCACCCCGGUGCUGGAGGCUGGCCGGGCCGAGGUGACCGGCUACUUCCCCGCCGGCACGUGGUACGACCUGCAGGCGGUGCCCGUGGAGGCCCUCGGCAGCCCCCCGCCUUCACCCCCAUUGCCCCGCAAGCCUGCCAUCCGCAGCGAGGGGCAGUGGGUGACCCUGCCAGCGCCCCUGGACACCAUCAACCUUCACCUGCGGGCCGGGCACCUCAUUCCCCUGCAGGGUCCCGGCCUGAGCACCACCGAGACGCGCCGGCAGCCCAUGGCCUUGCUUGUGGCCCUGGCCGAGAGUGGGGAGGCCCGGGGGGAGCUGUUCUGGGAUGACGGGGAGAGCCUGGACACGCUGGGGAGCGGGGCCUACACCCACGUGGUCUUCCUGGCGGGGAACAGCACCGUCAGGAGCGAGUUGGUGCACGUGGCCAGCGAGGGGGCGGGCCUGCAGCUGCGGAAGGUGACCGUCCUGGGGGUGGCCACGGCCCCCCAGCAGGUGCUGUCUGACGGCGUUCCUGUCUCCAACUUCACCUACACCCCCGAGACCAAGACCCUGGACAUCCCCGUCUCACUGACCAUGGGGGUGCAGUUUCUCCUCAGCUGGUCCUGACUGGGCCAGGGGUCCUGACCUCCCGCUGAGCCUGUGGGCUCGGGGUCAGCGCCACCACCGGCCCAACGCCCACAUCUGGCGAGUCCAUCCCUGGCCUGGGGCUCCGGAGUUGGGUGGUGAACUGCGGUGGACGCCUCAAGGCGCCCUGGCUGAGGGCAGGACAGAGCAGGCAGCACUCAGGCGGCCGCCCGCCCGGCAAGAGCGGCCCUGACCGCGGGAGUGCGCGGACCUCGUUGGUGCGGCCUGCAAGCAGACGUGGCCCUUCCAGCACGCAGGGCCGGCAGGACACGUCCAGGCCACGGACGGGCCACUCUACCCUGUGGACACUCCUGGCCCGUGCAGACUCAGGGCAGCCGCCCCACAGCCGCCCAGCCCGGGCCAGUGCGAGCCGAGGGCGCCACCCUCAACUGUGCGAACCCCCCGUGGGCCCCCCACCCCAUCACAGCCCCUCACACGUCCUGUAUGCUGGUGCCUGGUGUGGGCAGCGUGGCGGGGAACGUCCCUCCCGGGAGGGGCGCCUGCUGCGCCCCGGGGUGCUGGUCCCCACUGUGGGGGGCGCCGCGCCCCCACUCGCGGUGCCUGGCGAGGAAUAAAGCUGCGCUCUGCCCCGCG
This is a messenger RNA of Condylura cristata (star-nosed mole), 2591 nucleotides long. RefSeq names its product glucosidase, alpha; acid (gene GAA). The record is from RefSeq and is a predicted model, not a curated record. NCBI's taxonomy places the organism in Eukaryota, Metazoa, Chordata, Mammalia, Eulipotyphla, Talpidae. The coding region runs from base 27 to 1979 and encodes 650 amino acids. Gene Ontology annotation, molecular function: alpha-1,4-glucosidase activity. Gene Ontology annotation, cellular component: lysosomal membrane. The transcript is spliced from 11 exons. Gene Ontology annotation, biological process: glycogen catabolic process; lysosome organization.